This is a messenger RNA of Eurytemora carolleeae, 1874 nucleotides long. Its product is annotated as tubulin beta chain. Lineage: Eukaryota; Metazoa; Arthropoda; Copepoda; Calanoida; Temoridae. The transcript has 4 exons. Bases 41 to 1429 code for a protein of 462 amino acids. Gene Ontology annotation, cellular component: cytoplasm; microtubule. Gene Ontology annotation, molecular function: structural constituent of cytoskeleton; GTP binding; GTPase activity. The record is from RefSeq and is a predicted model, not a curated record. Gene Ontology annotation, biological process: mitotic cell cycle; microtubule cytoskeleton organization.
CUACAGUUCUCCACUGUACAUAAAGAGACCCGGAGUAAGGAUGAGAGAAAUUGUUCAUCUCCAGCUUGGACAAUGCGGAAAUCAGGCAGGAACUAAGUUUUGGGAAAUUAUAUCGGAUGAGCACGGGAUAUCAGGAGAUGGAAGGUUUGAGGGAGAAUCCAGUCUUCAGGCGGAGAGAUUAGAGGUUUACUGGUCAGGUUCAGAGCUCAGACCUCAACAUCUCUCUGAUGCCUUCCUUCAAGCAUCCAACUCGAAGUGGGUGCCCAGAGCUAUUCUAUGUGACCUGGAACCUGGAACCAUGGAUACAAUUAAAGCUGGAAAACAGGGGAAAAUGUUCCGCCCAGAUAAUUUUGUAUUUGGAUCCUCAGGGGCGGGGAACAACUGGGCUAAAGGAUAUUACACAGAGGGGGCGGAGCUCAUAGAGCAGGUUAUGGAUGCUACAAGGAAGGAGGCGGAGCACGCAGAAUCUCCUCAAGGUUUUCAACUUGUUCAUGCACUCGGAGGAGGGACGGGUUCAGGGUUAGGUUCUCUUCUGAUCGGCAGGAUCCGGGAAGAGUAUCCUGAUAAGAUAAUGAAUACACACUCCGUCAUACCUUCUCCUAAAGUAUCUGAUACUGUUGUUGAACCCUACAAUGCUAUACUCUCUUUAAACCAGCUGGUUGAGAAUACCGACGAAACAUAUAUUAUCGACAAUGAAGCUUUGUAUGAUAUAUGUUUCCGAACCUUGAAGCUGAAUACUCCGACCUACGGUGAUCUGAACCAUCUCAUCUCUCUAACUAUGUCCGGAGUUACAACCUGUCUCAGGUUUCCGGGACAGCUAAACGCAGACCUCAGGAAGCUUGCUGUAAACAUGGUUCCUUUUCCUAGACUACAUUUCUUUAUACCAGGUUUCUCCCCCCUGCAGGCUAGAGGUACUCUUCAGUACCGUAGUUUAUCCGUCCCGGAGAUAGUUUCUCAAAUGUUCUCUCCGUCCAACAUCAUGGCGGCCUGUGAUCCCAGGAUGGGACGGUUUCUCACCGUAGCGGCAAUAUUCCGAGGCCGGUUAUCAAUGAAGGAUAUAGAUGUGCAGAUGUCAGGGAUACAGGAUAAAAACUCGUCAUAUUUUGUCGAGUGGAUUCCGAAUAAUAUCAAAACUGCUGUUUGUGACAUACCUCCCAGGGGUCUCAAGAUUUCGGGAACAUUCAUCGCCAACUCUACAGCAAUCCAGUCGUUGUUUAACCGAAUGCUGGUUCAGUUCACAUCAAUGUUUCGGAGAAAAGCAUUUCUUCACUGGUAUACAAGUGAGGGAAUGGAUGAACUAGAAUUUAGUGAGGCAGCUGGGAACACUCAGGAUCUAAUAUCUGAAUACAUUCAAUACCAAGAGGCAGAGGUUGAUUAUGAUGAUGAUGAUGAGUACUCUGAGGACGAGGUUGAUCUGGAAGAUGUAUAGCAAUUACAGCAGGAAGUUGAUCUUCCACAACCAAACACAACAGAUGAUGAACAGUCAGAGGAGAAUGAUGAACAAGAUGAUGACACAGAAGGAAAAGAUUCUAAAAUGGAAACAGAUGCUGAUCCAUCUGAGGAACCCGAAGGAGAACCUGAACCUGAAACUGAAGAAGAAGAUCAUCAGUCGGAUGCAGAUCCUGAAAAUAAGGAAGACGUUUCUGUAGAACCUGCUGAUGGUGCUACCGAAGAACCAGCUGAAGAAUCUGCUGAUGAUUCUUUUAAAGAACCUUCUGAAGAGCCUAAAGAUGAAGAAUAGUAGUCAAGGGCGGAUUUAAAAUAAAAUAAAAGUCAGACUUUUAUCAAUUUCAAGCUAUGAAGAAAAAGUAAUAACAAAAACAUUAUAAAAAUAGUUGGUAUUUUCCUGUACCAGGAAAAAAUAUUUUUGUCAA